CAAGUCAAAGCAAUGCGCCCAUGAAUAAGGCAGCUUUACUUAAAGUGGGGAGUCCGAAUUGAAUAGUUCAGGUCAAAGUGAAAGUAAAAGGCUAAUCAAAUGAAACUUUUGAUUAAAUAAUUCCCCCAUUCUGCUGAAAUGUUAUGUAAAAAAAAUUGUUAAAAAAAAAAAUUGUAACGGAUGUGAAAAGUGUUAAAUUGUGUAACAAAUGAAUGAAACGUGUGCUCUGUGAAGAAAUUACAUACAUAUGUAUAUAUAUAUAUAUAUUGCGAAAAAUGUAUCCUAGUGGAACAAAAAAAUAGAGGUCAAAGAAUAGGCAUUGAUUUUACAAAAUACCUAUUAUUCAACUCUUCUAUUUGCCAAGUUGUAGAAUAAAAUUUAGGAAAAAGGAUAUGAAUGUGUCAUAAGUCAAUACCUGAAAUCGGCAAAAUGUAUAGCCUGAAAUAUUACGAGAUGAUAAACCAUUGCACUCCCCCACAGGGGUGCUCCUGAAACUAAAAGUGAUUGCUACAUACAUACGAACAUACGUAUGUAUAUGUACGAGUUUAAUAAGUCACUUUGAGUAUCGGAAUUUCAUGUACGAGUACAAUACGAGAAUGUAGGUAGUGUCAAAAGUGGUUUGCGCUGCAUUCGACAUACGUUGUGGCUGUGUUUGUGUGUGGGCUUGAAAGAAAAAUAUGGCAAUAUGAAUUGUGUGCGUAUGUAAUUCACAUAAAAAUAUACAUAUGUAUAUGUAUAUAUGUAUGUACUCGCCACCACACAGAUAUACUUGAGAGGAUGUGCAUGUGCUGUUCGUGAUGACGAAGAAAGUGAAUAUGCAUCACACGCAUUCAAUGAAAACGAAAACGAAAACACUUACAUAAUCAAAUAAAAAUAUAUUUAUACGUGUGCACAUAUGUAUGUUAUAGCGAACGUACUUAUAAUUUCAUAAAUAAUUUUGAAAUAAAGUAAAAUCAUGUACCUGUAUGAAAUUCAACGAAGAAUCCAACAAAAUAAAUUCGAAAAAAAGUACGCGUCCAAUGGAAAUUCGUAAAUGCAUGUAAAUUUGUGCUUGCAUUUGAAAUAAAAUUAUUAUAUUUCGUAUAUAUAAAACGUAAAAAAUCAAUUGCUUUGACGGAAAUCAUAAACGAGUGCGCGAAUAGUGCAAGUGUGAUAGUGGGUCGAGAGAUUUGUGUAAUACAGGGAAAUUGCCAACAAUGUACGUUAUAUAAUUAUUACUGCGCGGACUAUACCACACUUUAGUUACCAUACAAUACAAAUGUACGUUCAAAAUGGCUUUUUCUUUUCACAGACGUUAAACAGCAUUUAAAUGGAAUAACAACUAAUUAAGUAGUUUACGUAUGAUUUCUAUAUUACAUACAUACAUAAUAUAUCAAACUGAACACAAUUAAUGAUAACGGUUAAAUACUUACAUAGUACAUAUGUACGUAUAUGUAUGUGCAUAACAAAUAUUGAUAGAGAGUACGCCAAUUUUCUCAACUGAACUCUUACUUAUACAUAUACAUAAGUGUUACUGUAGUUACUAGCGACAUCGAUACUCUAUCUCUGCCUAUUUAUUUAUUGUUAAUACAUACUCGUAUGUACAUUCCAUAGAAGUUAAAGUGCUAUUGUACCUACACAUCUACUAUAAUACAUAUAUAGUAAAGUAACAAAUCUACACACAAAUACGUCUAGUUUACAUUAGUUUUUCGUACUGUACCCACCAAAUCCACAAUAGAAAAAGCAACGAAAAAUCCUUAUAGCAAAUAUCACUAUACACCGAAGGAAGCAGCAAAGCACUUUGGAAACCGGGGUGCAAGGUUGAAUGAAAUUAGUUGCAACAGCCACCCAGCCACCCAGCCACGAGCCACCUAGUCAACCACCAUCCACCCACCACCCACCACCUUUAAACUAAAAGAACUGAACUUCUGCAUAAGCAUAUAUACGUAGAUACUACAUAUGUAUGUGUGCAUGCACACAUGAUUAGUUUCACACAUAUGUGCAUUCAUACGCGCUGCAUGCACUUGUAUACGAGUGUGAUGUACGUACAUGUGCCUGUGUAGGAAUAGUGAGGAAGUCAAAAACUUUCGCCGACGUAUUAAUAACAGAAAAAGGGGAAUAAACAAAGGUAUGGUGACAGACAGUGCUGGCAGUGUGAUCCCGUAGACAGAGUGUUCACACUGCAUUUUUGUGAGGGGAAAAUGCACGUAAAACAUACUCAGCGCAGAGUUAGCGGACCUGGAGCAUUCGGAACAUCCAACAAUCAAUGCGAUAGCAGAGAAAACUUGAACAGCGAUCAACAACAGCAACAGACUCCGUAUCAACAACAUCAGCAGCGUCUGUAUCAGCAACAGCAACAGCAGCAUAGACAGCAACAACAUUCACAGCCGCAUUUAUUGCGACAGUCUCUGAUCAACCUUACGGGCGCGCACAACAUCUCCUAUAAUAUCGGUGUUUCGAACACAUCCGAACAGCAGCGAAAUACUACUAGAAGUGGUGCUGUUGCGCCAUCGUCGUCGUCCCUCAACUACCCCAACACUAAUACCAACACCAACACAAAUAGCAGCGCAAAAGCUAGCACUUUACACAAAUUCAUUUCCUGUAGUUGUGAAUCACUUAAAUGUGCCGCAUCAGCUGUUGCGGCUAAGACAUUGAUUAAACGGCCAGGCCACAGUCCUGGCGAUCCCGAUAGUGAAUCAUUGAUCGAUAGUCAAAACGCCGACUAUACUGAAUAUAACGUUGCUUAUUUGAGUGUUGGGCUCACUGGGCACAGUGCGGGUUGCAUCAGUGGUGGAGGUGGUGAUGACCAGCGCUCACUGCAAAGCGAACAUCUAUCGAGUCGCCUCAGCAACGUUUCCAAGCAGCAUUCGUAUGACAGCAGCUGUAGCGGGCAGCUGCACGGUCUGACCUUAACCGCCCGAGAGCGCAAUAAUCAACAUCAGCAGCAACAAUUGGACUGUACUGCCAAUUCGACACGAGUGCCAAACAGUCCGAUUAGUUGCACCAACAGUAAUUACAGCAAUCAGAGUAACAUCAGUGCGAGCACAGGUGGAGGAGGAGGUGGUGGUGGAGGCGCCGGUAUUGGAGACGGAGAACGGGAAGGAGACGGUGGCCCAUCCACCAUAUGCGACGUAUACAAGGACUUCACCCGUUACACAGCCACCAACAGCAAUCACACAAGUUAUGUCAACGAUAUCAAUGAUGACUUCAAGCACAUAGUCGUUCACAAUUUCAGCAAUUCCGAUCCAAUAACUCGUUACAACACCCUAGGCGGCGACAACGCUGGUGACGGUGACGCCAGCAUCAACGAUACAACUGGCACAUACUACUCACCCCUCAAACCCCAUUACAGUGAUUGUAAUAUAUAUGCGAAACAGCAGGCAGAAUAUUUUUCGAAUUUAAAAAGUGAUCGGCACGCGCAGCACAGCGAUAAACAGCAGCUUGUCAAUAAGGCAUACAUAUUCAAGUGUCUCGCCAACAGCCCAUCAUUCCUCAGAUCCAACAAGAUCAAGGAGCAAUCGAAAAAGCUUCGCAAUUUGUCGCUUAAAAAUCGCACGGCAAAAAAGAAAGGGCCAAUUAUAACCAAGUCGAAUGCGGUUUCCGAUAAUUCCCUACAUCCAGGAGACAAAUACCUCAGUUUAUAUCUAGUCGAGAAGAAAAACUCGCAGCAAUAUCAACAUCAUCAACAACAACAACAACUACAGCAAGCACAGCAGCAACCAGGACAGCCAGACACGACUGGCAGUGGAGUCAAUUCGCGACCAUCAAGUUCGCCUCCGGUUGUAUCUGGCAGACAGCAGCAACAGCAGCAGCAACAGUCCGAAAGCCAACAGCACGGAGUUGCAACACUAAGCAGGAAUUUACAACAGCAACAGUGCCUCGUUAACGGUUCGGUGCGAACACAUCCCACAUAUCGACAGCAGUCUUCAAUAAAACGUGAUUCAAAAGAUCGGAGUACAACACUUACGCCGACAGCAUCGACGCAUAGCAAUCCAAAGGUCGUCUCCAACAACAAUAAAAGCUGCAAUCUGAACAACAACAGCAAUAAGCUAAGUGUUAGCACGAAUUCGUGCAACAAACUUCACGUGGCCGCGGCGGGAACACAUCCUUAUGCCACACCGCCCAAGAGUUCGCUAUCGAGCAAUGGACAUUUGAACAAGUAUUGUUUGACGGACAUUAGUCGUCGGCGAAAGGCGGCGUUCAAUCGACAGCUGAGCGCCCCCACCGAUUAUACUCAUUCUUCCAACAACGGCAACGGGAACGGUAACGGCGGCUCAAACUCAGCUGCCGAGGCUGCUUGCGAGUCGACAUCGACAGUAGCUAGUGCAGGCGUGGGCUCAGUGACGGCGAAGACGUCCGUAUCACUACAAAAUUCCGUUCUAAUAAAACCAACAUCCACGUCAAAUUCGUGCACGAACAGCUUCAAUCGGCGUCAUAUUAAGCGACAGAAGAAUACCAAAUUAAAUGAGAGAUUAAUUCAUGGAGACAGUGAGGAAUCUGUACGCUGCUCAUAUUGCUCCGUUUUGAAUGAGAACGAUUUACGUAUAUCUUUCGAAAAUACCUGCACCGAUUCUCUAGUAACAGCAUUCGAUGAUGAGGCUUUAUUAAUAUGCGACCAAGGAAACGAAAUGGCAAGAAUAAAGGUUCACUUUGAUGACGUGUCGUUAUACGGGACUCCGAAAGAGGAGCCAAUGCCUUCCAUCCCCGUUGUUUCGGAAAAAGUUUCUGCGAAUUUCCUAAAAAGUCAAUUGCAAUCAUGGUUUCAACCGACAGACAAUCGGUUGGCUAUGAAGUUAUUCGGCAGCCGAAAAGCACUGGUCAAGGAAAGAAUUCGUCAGAAAACUUCCGGUCACUGGGUAAUUCAUCCAUGCAGCUCAUUCAGAUUUUAUUGGGACCUCUGUAUGCUUUUAUUAUUAGUAGCAAAUCUUAUAAUCCUGCCAGUCGCAAUAUCAUUCUUUAAUGAUGAUCUGAGCACAAGAUGGAUUGCCUUCAACUGCCUAAGUGAUACAAUUUUUUUAAUAGAUAUUGUAGUCAAUUUUAGAACAGGUAUAAUGCAACAAGACAACGCAGAACAGGUUAUACUGGACCCUAAGCUUAUAGCAAAACAUUAUUUAAAAACAUGGUUUUUUCUGGAUUUAAUUUCUUCGAUCCCACUUGACUACAUUUUUUUGAUUUUCAAUCAAGUAAAGGAUUUCUCCGACUCCUUUCAAAUACUUCAUGCGGGGCGUGCUCUACGUAUUCUACGUCUGGCUAAGUUACUUUCUCUUGUUAGAUUGUUGCGGCUUUCAAGACUUGUGCGCUAUGUCUCGCAAUGGGAGGAAGUAUAUAUUCUGCAGAAUCUGCAAAAAAAAAGUGCUGAUCGAAGAGGGAGAAUGCAUAGAAAAGACAAAGAUGGCUUGACUAAAAGCAACCUCAUUUUGAAGUUCCUUAAUAUGGCAUCCGUCUUUAUGAGAAUCUUCAAUCUGAUAUGCAUGAUGCUUCUUAUUGGCCACUGGAGUGGCUGUUUGCAGUUUUUAGUGCCAAUGCUACAAGGUUUUCCAUCAAACUCAUGGGUAUCCAUUAACGAAUUACAGGAGUCAUAUUGGCUGGAACAGUAUUCAUGGGCUUUAUUUAAGGCGAUGUCUCAUAUGCUUUGCAUAGGUUAUGGCAGAUUCCCACCGCAGUCAUUAACGGAUAUGUGGCUGACGAUGCUUUCGAUGAUAUCAGGUGCAACUUGUUACGCACUAUUCUUAGGUCAUGCGACCAAUUUGAUCCAAAGUUUGGAUUCGAGCAGACGGCAAUAUCGUGAAAAAGUGAAACAGGUGGAGGAAUACAUGGCCUAUCGAAAGCUUCCACGCGACAUGCGCCAAAGGAUUACCGAAUAUUUCGAGCAUCGGUAUCAAGGAAAAUUUUUCGACGAAGAAUGUAUACUUGGUGAACUAAGUGAAAAACUGCGAGAGGAUGUAAUCAAUUAUAACUGUAGGUCUCUCGUUGCGUCCGUGCCUUUUUUUGCUAACGCUGAUUCAAAUUUUGUUUCUGAUGUCGUAACGAAACUGAAAUAUGAAGUUUUUCAACCCGGUGAUAUUAUUAUAAAAGAAGGUACAAUUGGAACAAAAAUGUACUUCAUUCAAGAAGGCGUCGUGGAUAUUGUUAUGGCGAACGGAGAGGUUGCGACUUCACUUUCCGAUGGUUCAUAUUUCGGUGAAAUUUGCCUGCUGACGAAUGCAAGGCGAGUUGCCAGUGUGCGUGCCGAGACCUAUUGCAAUUUAUUUUCAUUGAGUGUAGACCACUUCAAUUGUGUUUUGGACCAGUAUCCCUUGAUGAGAAAAACUAUGGAAACAGUUGCGGCAGAGCGUCUAAACAAAAUUGGAAAGAAUCCCAAUAUCAUGCAACAAAAGGAUGAACAAAUCAGUAAUCCGGAAUCGAACACCAUCACCGCAGUAGUGAAUGCGUUAGCUGCCGAGGCAGACGACUGCAAAGACGACGAUAUUGACAUUAAGGAAAAUUUACUUCAUGGGUCGGAGGGCAGUUUUAUGGGGCCAGUGCAAACGAUACGAGAAGGACUGCCUCGACCACGUAGCGGCGAGUUCCGUGCACUCUUUGAGGGCAAUACUCCAUGACACUGAAGCCUCGAGCAAAUGCGUACAUAGCUAGAACAACAAGAUAUGCAAUAACAACUAUUGCAAGUGCAAUAUGGAGGGCGAUCACGACGAGCAACAAUAUGAUAAAGCAUCGGAAGGAUGUACAUACAUGAAACAUAUAGCCAUACUAAGUGAUUGAUCACACAAAGACACACACUUAAACAUAUUGUAGACGUGUACUCUUACUCGUAAUGAUACAACUAAUGUCCUCAGCAAUUAAUCAUAAUUUCAGCUCCGCUAACUGUGAUGACUUUAAUAAUAAGAAUCGAAAUUUGAAAACUGGUGAACUAACUCUACUCCAUACAAAAAUUCAUACAUACACGCAUAAAAAUAACUUAAUACAUAUUAAUUCGGAUAUAAAACCCAUGAUAAUUAUUAUUAAAUAAAAUGUAGUGAAAUAAUGAAAACCAAAAAUAUAUAGUACAUAUGUAUUGUAUAUCUAUAGAAUAUAAAUCACUCGCUAGUGUACAGAUUAUUUAAGCAUAAAAAGACGACGAUGGCGACUCGAAGAGACUUCAAAACAACACUAUAGAAAUAUAAACAAAUUUUGAAAAAAAAAAACAAAAAAAAAAUAUAUAUAAAAGUACAUGAAACAAACCCCUAUCAUACCAAACCAACAAAAGCAAAUUGCAUGUUAGAAAUACGCUGCAUAGCAAUUAAAUAACAUUGCGAUUAUUAUUACUGUUAAAGCCGAAACAAAAAUUAUAAGUUAAAUUAAUUUACACAAUGAAAUAUAUAGUAGUUAUAACGCAACCUGAGCAAGGAAACAAAAAGCAGAAAAUAAAACAUUGAAAAACUUAAUAAAUAAAAGUAAAUAAAAAACUGUGCGAUCGACCAGCGUUAAGCAUACCGAACACAAAAAUAAUACAACCUACCUAAAAUGAACAUACAUAAGUACAUACAAUACGAACCAACCAAAGCAACUAACAUACAUACAUAUACACUUACCUGAAACAAACAAUAACGCUACUUACUUACAUAAAGUAACAGUACAUGGAAUAUAGAGAAGUUUUGUCUUUUUAUAGCAAGCUGUUAUAUUUUUUUAGUUAAAUCGAAAAAUUGCAAGUUGUAUUUGUUUAAACUAAGAUGAGAGAAAAGUACUCUUAGAAACUGUACUCAUAGCAAUGAACAGGAACAGCUAAUAGGCAUAUGAGAGCACAUGAAUACAUAUGUUGAAACAGAUUAAAAUGAACAAAAAGAGAAAAUGAGACAAAUUAAUGAGUAUCUUAGUAUUUUAUUACACGUAAACUAAUAAAACCAGAAGGACAACGUUUGCCUUGAAAC
Molecule: messenger RNA, 7883 nt
Organism: Anastrepha obliqua
Lineage: Eukaryota; Metazoa; Arthropoda; Insecta; Diptera; Tephritidae
Gene: Ih
Product: potassium/sodium hyperpolarization-activated cyclic nucleotide-gated channel 2
Exons: 15
Coding region: 2181-6578 (1465 amino acids)
Biological process (GO): transmembrane transport; potassium ion transport
Cellular component (GO): membrane
Molecular function (GO): voltage-gated potassium channel activity
Source: RefSeq, a predicted model, not a curated record